GAAAACGUAAAUUGUUGCCGAAAUCUUUGAACUUUUAAACGUCUUGCCGUAACGAUGCCCCCAACGGAACUUCUACAGUUUUAUAAGCAAUAGUGAAUGAAGGGAACCACCGUAGAUUAACUUUCAGCCGAUCUCAUUGAUGAAAGUGAGUGCUGCUUUGUCCAACUAUGGCUUUCCGCCAUCUUGAGAGGGAUGAGAGACUUAAACCAAUGUUUGACAUCAUAUUAUAAAGGCACCAAUCAGGGAACCUUUCAGAGCGCUGCGCGUGAGAGGCUUUUCUCGAACCAUCGCCAUUGUGUGAUUGUGGUUAUCUUUGUCAACCUAUUCGCGAGGCUAUCGCUUUUGUACGCGAUAUUUAGGAACUUUAAAUUUACAAUCGUAUUUUAAGCCUUUUGUUAGUUAACCAAUACUUCAGUUUACAGAAGAGCUGUUGUUGUUAACGUUUUGCUGGAAUUAGAUCGUACUGAUACAGCUAUAUUAGCAACUUUCGGAGUGACUGAAGCUGCAAAUCUGCAACUCCGCUCAAGCGUCUUUACCACAGCAACUGUCCAUGGCUUCUGCUGUGCCGAAAUAUUUAUCCACCGAAGAGACAACGAACUACGCUCGCCUCUGUCGGUUGUUACUUGAUAUUGGUACCCAAGCCCUCAAAGACACACUUGAUGCUUUCCAUCCGCCUUCAACUCUUCACACAGUUUUGGCGAGAAAUGAGGGAAAGUUACGGAUACUAAGAACGAAAAAGCUUAUAGACGCGACGCAAUGGGGAAAGCUCUUUCCUGCUAUCUCUACAUCAGUUUCCUCAAGAGACUUUGAUAUCACGCUCUUGAUAAUCUUGCUGCGAAACUUAUGCGGUUUACCUUCUCCCGCAACAGGCUGGGAUGCACUUCCCGCUAGGACAGACGUGAGUCGCGAAGCUGAUAUCGCUCGUGUCAAAUAUUACAGAAAUACCGUGUAUGCUCACGCGGAGUGCGCGUCAAUCGAUGAUGCGGCUUUCGAUGCAUACUGGGGCGAUAUCCGGGACACUCUGGUUCGAUUGGGAGGAUUCAAGUACGAAGCAGCUAUUGACAAUCUUAAAAUUCAAAACAUGGACCCAAGACUUGCAGAUCACAACAAGGAACUUUUCAGACAAUGGAAGAAAGAUGAAGACAACGUGAAAGAUCAAUUAAAUGAGGUCUUAAAAAAGCUGGAUGAUUUGGAAAAAAAGGAAAACACAUUCAGAGCAUGUAAAGACUCAGUGGCCAAGGAAAUGGAACAAGAGCUCAUCAUGUGUAAGGUAAAAUAUCACGAAAACGUGGCAGUGCAAUUUUAUUGUCAAGACUGCGACGUUUGUAUUUGCCACAAGUGUGGUAUAGUGAGUCAUAAUCGACACACCAUAGUAGACAUUCAACAAGCCGCUGAAACUGAAAAGAUGAAAAUGACUCAGGUCUUUGCCAGAGUCAAGGCACGACUCGAGGUUGUGGAGACAAGGAUAAUGGAGCAGAAUGAACUGAUGAAGAAAAGCGAAGAAGAAAUCUGCGCUACCGAGGAGAAGGUGACGGAAACUGUGCAGGAAAUCAUUCGGAUUUUAAAGGAGCGUGAAAAGACCGUAAAGGGUAAGCUAAGAGAAAUUAAAGACACACAACAAAAAACAUACGCUGAAAAAUUUGACGCUUUUCAGUCAUACGCUGCCCAGUUGAAGAGUUGUUGUAAAUGUUGCGAACGUAUCGAAAAAAGAAGCAGCAGCCUUGAAAUUCUGCAAGGAAAAGAUGUUUUUGGUCCAUGCGAGGAACUGUUAGCUGCGCAGGAUAUUGAAAUAUGUAAACCACGGCAUGUUACUUGUUUUGUAAACUCAGAUGCUAUGAAUACUGUUAAACAAUUUGUUCAAGUGAUCGCGAGUUACACUGAUCCUUCACAAUCAUCGGCUGUAGGAAAUGGUCUGAGACAAGCGGAAAUUGGCAAUGAAGCCGACUUCACAGUCAUUACAAGAGAUUCAGAGGGAAAUAAGGUUUAUAACAAAGAAGACCGAGUGACUGUGAAAAUCCACCGGCUUCCAAGAGGUCAAGAUGAAGAAAUGAAAAAAGAUUGUCGAGAUGGAAACUACCUUGUGCAUUACAAGCCAAAGAGUGUUGGCUUACUUGACAUCGUUGUCGAAGUAAAUGGCAAGCCGCUGACUGGUAGUCCCUGGAGAGUUCAGGUGACUGGUCAUCAGUACAAAGCUCUUUAUUCAUUUGGAUCACACGGGGAAGGACUGGGAGAGUUUAAAAAUCCAUGCAGUAUUGCAGUGAGUGAGAGAACUGGAAAUAUUGCCAUAGCAGACAAUGGUAAUAGGCGAGUCCAGCUGUUUGAUUCUGAGUGGAAAUAUAACAGAACGAUAGGAAAUAAAGGGCCUGAUGCUGAGAGAAUAAGAAAUUCAAGAUCAGUGGCAUUCACAACAUCUGGGAAUGUCAUAGUAAUUCAUGGAGAGCAUUCUCAGCGAAGUAAAAUGUCUCUUUUUACUGAAAAUGGUCAAUUUAUUAAGCACUUUAUUAAGCACCUAAUUGAUCCACAGCGUGUAUCUGUUGGAAGUGAUGGCUACAUGAUCGUGUGUGACUCUGGCGACAAGUCAGUCAAGGUCCUAUCCCCUGAUGGUUCAAGAUUAUUACAAUCCCUCAGAGAACCAGGCUGUGGUCAGCCCCCAUGGUAUGCUGUUUAUCAUGAAGACAAAGUUUUUGCGACCUAUGGCUUGGUUAGCCACGUGAAAGUGUUCAACAAAGAAGGAGAGUAUUUGUAUGAUAUUGGUACGAAGGGAACCGGUAACGGACAGUUAAGGCGUCCUGAAGGACUCGCCUUUGACAGUUUUAGUAACCUCAUUGUGUGUGAUUCUUUGAACAGCAGACUUCAGGUGUUUUCUUCAGAUGGAAAGUUUGUUUUUUCGAUUAAUGAGGGAAUUAAAUUUCCCAGCUCUAUCGCUGUUACUAAAGACAAUAAGUUGGUGGUUUCUGAUUUUUAUAAAGAUAUUAUCCAUGUAUUCCAGUAGAGUGUGAACAUGAAACAGCAGUUUAAAUGUUCCAAUUUUUAUCUGUGAGUCUUAUCCGAGUUUCUUCAUCUUUUAAUUGAAUGUAUACUCAGCAAAUCAUCCUCUACCACUUAGAGACAAACACUCUGCAAGUAGCCAGGAAAUACUGUGAUUGGUCAAUGCGAGGAACUUUUGAA
Stylophora pistillata is the source of this 3168-nucleotide messenger RNA. RefSeq lists its product as uncharacterized. Gene Ontology annotation, biological process: signal transduction; protein polyubiquitination; proteasome-mediated ubiquitin-dependent protein catabolic process. The record is from RefSeq and is a predicted model, not a curated record. Lineage: Eukaryota; Metazoa; Cnidaria; Anthozoa; Scleractinia; Pocilloporidae. Gene Ontology annotation, molecular function: zinc ion binding; ubiquitin protein ligase activity; protein binding.